Messenger RNA from Octodon degus (degu), 2961 nucleotides. It is a transcript of the gene Prps2, whose product is annotated as phosphoribosyl pyrophosphate synthetase 2. NCBI's taxonomy places the organism in Eukaryota, Metazoa, Chordata, Mammalia, Rodentia, Octodontidae. Gene Ontology annotation, cellular component: cytoplasm; ribose phosphate diphosphokinase complex. The record is from RefSeq and is a predicted model, not a curated record. Gene Ontology annotation, molecular function: ribose phosphate diphosphokinase activity; magnesium ion binding. Gene Ontology annotation, biological process: ribonucleoside monophosphate biosynthetic process; 5-phosphoribose 1-diphosphate biosynthetic process; purine nucleotide biosynthetic process. The transcript has 7 exons. Bases 127 to 1083 code for a protein of 318 amino acids.
UUGCCCCGCCCCUCCCCUGGGUCCCGCCACCGCGCUUUCCCGCUCCCGCAGCAGUAGCCGUCUGCGUCGCUGUCGUUGUCGCUGUUGUCGCCUUCGCAGUGUACCACUCGAAAGCCAAAAGCUACCAUGCCCAACAUCGUGCUCUUCAGCGGCAGCUCGCACCAGGACCUGUCCCAGCGCGUCGCCGACCGCCUGGGCCUGGAGCUCGGCAAGGUGGUCACCAAGAAGUUCAGCAACCAGGAGACCAGUGUGGAGAUUGGAGAAAGUGUUAGAGGGGAAGAUGUCUAUAUCAUCCAGAGUGGAUGUGGAGAAAUCAACGACAACCUGAUGGAACUGCUCAUCAUGAUCAAUGCGUGCAAGAUCGCCUCGUCCUCCAGAGUGACUGCGGUGAUCCCGUGCUUCCCGUACGCCCGCCAGGAUAAAAAGGACAAGAGCCGUGCUCCAAUUUCUGCAAAACUCGUGGCCAAUAUGCUGUCAGUGGCCGGGGCUGAUCACAUCAUCACCAUGGACUUGCAUGCCUCUCAGAUACAGGGAUUCUUUGAUAUUCCGGUGGAUAACUUGUAUGCAGAGCCUGCGGUCCUACAGUGGAUUCGGGAGAACAUCAGCGAGUGGAAGAACUGUAUCAUCGUUUCACCGGAUGCGGGCGGAGCCAAAAGGGUGACAUCCAUUGCUGACAGGCUGAAUGUGGAAUUUGCUUUAAUUCACAAAGAGAGGAAGAAGGCAAAUGAAGUGGACCGGAUGGUGCUGGUGGGUGACGUGAAGGGCCGCGUGGCCAUCCUCGUGGAUGACAUGGCCGACACAUGUGGGACCAUCUGCUAUGCUGCUGAUAAGCUGCUCUCAGCUGGAGCCAACAAGGUUUAUGCUAUCCUUACCCAUGGGAUCUUCUCUGGGCCAGCCAUUUCCAGAAUCAAUAAUGCUGCCUUUGAGGCUGUUGUUGUCACAAACACAAUUCCACAAGAAGACAAAAUGAAACACUGCACCAAGAUUCAGGUGAUUGACAUCUCGAUGAUCUUGGCCGAGGCCAUCCGCAGGACACACAAUGGGGAAUCCGUGUCAUACCUGUUCAGCCACGUCCCACUGUGAAAGUGACUGGGAAGUGACAAGUGGUUUCCUCAGGCCUCCCACUUGUUUUUCUCUCUGCUUUUGUAGGGCUAGGACUCAGCAAUGAUAAGAUUAAUGGCUGGCAAAAGCAUCAGACCUUUGUUCACUCUGAGAUUCAUUGUUUCCUCUCUUAAACCCAAGACUAUUUCUAGAUUAUUGGGGGAUGGUGGUGAUUAUUUUUUAUUUUUUAUUUUUUUUAGUGAAAUGUCUUAAAUGUUCCUAUUAUCUUGACUUUUUCUCAUUGGUGAUCUUUUCUUUUUUCUUUUCUUACAUCUCUGAGGUGACAACAUUCUAAUAUAAAAUCCCACUACAGAAAUUCAUACUUUAUAUAUUUCAAGGUUACAAAGGUAACUUCAGAUUAAGCCUUCUGUGCAAACAUAUAACCAUAAUGCCUAUGGACAUUUGAGAAAAACCCAGUAUAACUGUUUACUUUAGAGGGAAUCAUAAAAAAAAUAUGAUACAAUGAAUUUUUUUAAUGAUAGUUGGAUUUCAAUUAAACUAUCCUAGUUAUUGUACUUCAUCUGAACCAAAUUUUAUUUAUCUUAAAAUGGCCACUGAUAUGUUUAUUUUGAGAGAGACAUAACUGUCACUUACUUGAAAUGCCAUAUUCUGAAACUCCAAACUUACAUUCAGCAAUUCUCUGAUUCAUAAACCACUUUGAGAUGGAGCUUCUAAGCUCACUCACACUGGCCCUGUCCUCUGGCCAUCCCAAGUGUGCCUUAUGCCCUGUUGUCUUAUUCUUUCUAUCACUUUUUUUUAGCUAUGGUCUUUACUUUCCAUUGCUUGCAAUGACUUUAUGUUAUAGACUUCCAGCAAAAUAGACUUCCCUAAAUCCUCUCAAAAGUAGUAGGCUAAUCAUUAUUUUUCUUCUGACAGAAAAGAUGAAUUUUUUGAGUGUCACCAAGUGCAUAUUUAAGCAUUAUUUCAUGAGCUUUGAUUUGGUUUUCUUUUAUCUUUUAUAAUAAAAAAUAGUAGGUCUUUGGCAACUGUUUAUCUUAACUGCAGUUGUUACGUGGAAAAUGUGAGUAGGAGAGUCCUAUGAAAAAGUAAGCAAAGAGUUGUUUCAUUAAUAGCUCAAGGUGAUCCUGAAGGGGAAGCUCACUUAGGAUUCUAUUAAGAUGUCCUUUCAGAGCUUUGUCUUCCUAUGUGAAGUGCCUCGCUGCUUGUGGUAAACAUAUGACCAUUUUAUUUUGUGGAAUUUCUAUGAAAUGAAAACAUAGUCGUAAAUGCACAUGUAGAUGGCUUGACACACGAGUGUGAGCUUAGAUACGUUAUGACUAAAGCCAGUUGAUUUAAUCAUUUUCACCAAGAUAUUUAAAGUUUAUAGAGCUACUUCUAAAAUAUAAUCUGAUUUUUAAAAAAUUAUUUUAGUGUUCUCAGAAUUAACUGAUUGUUUCUAUCACUGUUUAGCUCUUCUUUUGUAUUUUAAAGUAGGGCUGAGUGGAAAUGCAGACUUUAACCACUUGAUGCUUUUGGGUCAACAAAGACGAUGAAGACUGCCAGGCCAAUCUUAAUCUUUCUCAUUCCUUGCUGUUCACAGUGUGGAAACGUCAGUGAGAGUACCAGCUAUAUCAGUUUGGCGCAGCUACACUGAAUGGGGGGUUAGCUGGGAUAUAUCUAGUGCAAACGGGGCAGCCAGAAAACCAUGAAUAUACCAAAGUUGCUUAGCCUCCAACUUAAAUUAUCAGUCAACCUAUAGAUGUUUUUAUGAUGGUAACUUUCCUUUGUUAGAUACAAUGUCUACUAGAUUCAGCAAUACUAUAUAUCAUUUGCAGUGCCUGCACUGGUUUAGAAUGUAGGAUUUUAAGAUCCUCCAAUGCUGUACUAAGACAUCUCAAUAAAAACAUGCUAACUCCUUUC